Messenger RNA from Liolophura sinensis, 2389 nucleotides. RefSeq names its product B-cell receptor-associated protein 31-like. Gene Ontology annotation, cellular component: endoplasmic reticulum; endoplasmic reticulum membrane. The record is from RefSeq and is a predicted model, not a curated record. The transcript has 8 exons. Lineage: Eukaryota; Metazoa; Mollusca; Polyplacophora; Chitonida; Chitonidae. Gene Ontology annotation, biological process: endoplasmic reticulum to Golgi vesicle-mediated transport; intracellular protein transport.
UACUUCCGAUCAGAAUUUUCGACAGGAUUGUAUUUUGUUUUAUUCAGGCUUGAUAUACGUGUUAUUAAGAGCAUCGUGUCUGAUGAAAUCGUCUCCAUUUUUACAUUGACGUUUUAUUUUAGCAAUAGAAAACCGAGAAAGUGCGUAUACAGUUACAAGCACAGUUUGAUUUGUUGCGUCGGUAAGGCCAGGUGAAAGAUUGUUAAAUAAAGUAAGAUGAGUUUGCAGUGGACGUUCAUAGCAGUGUUUCUUUACACUGAAAUUGCUCUGGUCAUAUUGCUUCUUCUACCUUACAUCUCUCCUACCAGAUGGCAGAAGAUCUUUCGUUCUCGUCUGUUGCAAAGUUUCACAGCAUACGCCAAUUUGUAUUUUAGUGUGUUCAUAAUUGUCUUGCUUCUCUUGUUUGUAGAUGCAAUUAGAGAGGUGCGGAAGUAUUCAGUUCCUCUAGAGGAAGUAGAUGCAAGAAAUAAUCCCAAUGCUGAGGGCAAAACCAUCCACAUGAAACUUUUCCGAGCCCAGAGGAAUUUUUACAUAGUUGGUUUCGCCCUGUUCUUUGGCUGGUUGUGAGGCGCCUUGUGGACACUGUUGUCUCGGCAAGGCCACUCUGCUCGCUGAGGGAGAAGCAGCAAGGAACAGGCCCAGGGAGCAACAUUGGCAGCUCAACAGAUGCUGGAGAAGAAGGAAAAUAAGGUCAGAAAGCAGAAGCUGGUGUCUCAAAAUCUUUUGUAUCACCUUUAUUUGUCCUUAGGAAUAUUACGUAUUCACUGCAGAUCCAUGCAUGCAAUGCAUCAUAUUGUCAAUCACUUCAAUCCUUUUCCGGGAAUAUAUGUGUUUUGGAAUUACACAGAAGUGGAAUGUAUUACUAAGUCAUCUCUUUGUAACAGGAUAAUAAUGAUUGAGGUGAAUGCUGGAGAAUUGCAGGAGGCUCUGGAGAAGACCAAAACCGAACUCCGUAAGACAAAGAAAGAACUGGAGAGCACAAAGAAUAACCUAGAUGCCAUGUUAAGCCAAGCUAAAGCCACAAACAAAGAGUAUGACAGACUUCUGAAGGAGCAUGAAGUCUUGCAGAGGAAACUAGCCCUCCAAGGUGGAGGAGAUGAAACAAAGAAAGAUUCUUAGAAAAUCGCUGUUUUCUGAUUUGAACAACUUUUCCUGUGAUUUAAUCUUGUCUUUGAACUUCAUAUAUGGUAUUUGACAUCUCUUGCCUCUGGAAGCAUUGACUAAGGUUUAAGCACUUCAUACUGUGAGAUCUUUCUGUUUCAUUUAUACUAAACACUCAUGAAAAUGUUGUUGAUUGAAAUUUGGGUGCUCUUUGUGUUAAAUCUUAACAUACUAGUACUGGGGUAAUUAGUAUAAUUUUGUUUUAGUGAUGUGUUUUAUUAUGAUUUGUGUUUGGUUGAUGGGAAAAGAGCUUGGCAAGCAGAUACAGUAGCUGCAUAUUGAAUCUGUGACAGCAGUAUAGAAUCAGAAGUACAAAAGUAUUGUAUGUGUGUCAUCGUUAUUUUUCUCAUUUUGAAACCUUACUUGUGUUUUAUCUUAAUACAAGGUGAUCUUUUCUUUUUGAGACUAUCAAAAUUGAGAAUUUGUGUUUUGAUAACAAUCAUUGAAAUAUUUAUUUCACCCUGUAAUUUUAUGUACUUUGACUUGUUUUAUAAGUUUCAGGAUUUUAAUGUAAAUUCAGAACAGUGUUCUUAGAUGCUAAGGCUGUGGUCAGCAUAAAGUCUUGAUUCCUUUUGGCAUUGGUUGUUUUAGAAAGAGCCUGGUUUAGUUGGGGAUGCUAAGCUUAAAUCAAGUUGGUGUCUUGCUCAUUACUUGGAAUCCCAUGCUCAUUACUUUGAAUUCUAUGGAUAAUUGUAGAUAAUGGGAUAUUAAUCAUUUAGUGUAGGAGAUGCAUUCUACGAAGUUUGAUAUAUACAUGUAUGUAUGUGCACAGAGGUGUCUGGUACUUCUCAUGUAGUACAUGUGAAUCACUCUAUGCUUUAUAGUUAUCUUCACAUUAUCAACAGGUCUUAAAAGAACCCACUAAGAAACAAGAUAAAACUGCAUCAUAACAUUGAAUUUACCUGCAUCCUUAAAUGUCUUCUGUAUUAGAUCUAAGAUCACAGAUGUAGUUAUGUCUGCAUCUGUAUUUUGUUGUAGUAGUAUGUUUGAGUUACAGUUUUACUGUUGAGAAUAUUUAUCGUAUAAGAAAGGUAUAGUAUUUACAAGUACUACAACACCCUAGAUAUAAUCACCAUUACACGUACUGUAUUUAAGUACUUGGCCUAUGUUUUCACUGACUUGCAUGUUUCACUGUUUUACCGUCUCCUUUGAUUGUAUAGUGGAUAUUUGUGGCCUUUUAUAUCGUAUGUACAUUCAACCCUGUAAUAAAUCACUGCGUUCUACUUUA